AUGGAGUCUUGGGAAUGGGUAGGAGCAGCUGAGGAGGAGGCAGAGCAGAACCUGGGGGCUUGCUGGACUCCGGGCAAAGCCGAGACCCUGGUAAACUGCGCGGCAGGAGCGGGCGGGCCGGGCCGGGGUCCGGCGUCAGGGCCCAGGUACGAGGAGCCCUCGGGACGCGGGUCGUCAUCGCGGAAGUCGGGGUACACAGAGGUCCGCGCGUUCCCGACACCAAAAGUUGCCGCGGGGAGAGCCACCCGCACCACCCCAGGCCACUGGGGCGCGACGACACGGGGUUCCCACGUGGUCCGUGGUAACGCGCAGCCGCACGCCCGCGACCCUCCCGCGGUGCCGCCACGCUGGCGGCCGGACCGCGCGCCCCGAAACCGGAGCGGGCUCCUGCCAGCUGCCCGAAAAGCUAGAGUCCGAGACCCGCGGGGACCACAGGGCGCUGGCGGCGCGCAGGUGCACGGAGAGGAGCGGGUUUCCCGGAAGGAACUUCCGGGGCUGACGUCAUUACGCAGCCACACGGCGUCACAAUUCAAGAGCCCGGCUGCACUUCGGAAGAUAAACCCAUGUGAGGACAAACGCGGCCCCACCGCGUGUUGCCCCAGCCGGUGUCCAAACACGCCUCGCUAAAGUGCUGCGAAAGCUGCACGUCCACGCACGAGAGAAGCGCGCGUGUUCUCUGUGCGUCCGUCACCGUGAAGUUGAAAGCGGCGCACGGGCAGCCCCCUGCCCCUCAGCCCCGCGGUGGGCGCCGGCCCGUAGAACCGGCCCCCACCGCCCCCCGCGCCCGCUAAGACGAGGAGGCGUGCACGGAAGCUCGCGUGUGCACGCGCAGCCGACGGGGACACACCAGGGCCAGCCUCUGGGGUCCGCCCAGGCCCGCAGGAAAAAGGUGGCUCAGGAGUGUUUCUAAAGGGACUGUCGGAGAGGGACGUUUAUGAUUUUCCUACUUUCCUAUGUACAUAAUCCUUUAGUAAGAGGCUCAAUUCAAAAAAUAUA
This is a messenger RNA of Lutra lutra (Eurasian river otter), 996 nucleotides long. RefSeq lists its product as uncharacterized. The record is from RefSeq and is a predicted model, not a curated record. The transcript has 5 exons. The coding region runs from base 1 to 627 and encodes 208 amino acids. NCBI's taxonomy places the organism in Eukaryota, Metazoa, Chordata, Mammalia, Carnivora, Mustelidae.